Messenger RNA from Oncorhynchus kisutch (coho salmon), 2821 nucleotides. RefSeq names its product transport and Golgi organization 2 homolog. NCBI's taxonomy places the organism in Eukaryota, Metazoa, Chordata, Actinopteri, Salmoniformes, Salmonidae. Gene Ontology annotation, biological process: protein secretion; Golgi organization. The transcript is spliced from 8 exons. The record is from RefSeq and is a predicted model, not a curated record. Gene Ontology annotation, cellular component: Golgi apparatus. Bases 991 to 1731 code for a protein of 246 amino acids.
ACGUUAGCUAGGUAGCCAGGCAGAUGAAUGAUAAAAUAUUCUUACUUAUUUUGUAAUGUGUCACAAAACAGACCGGUAGCAAAGUGUUGUCACUUGCCUGUUUUGUCGUUGUUCGUGUGACAUCUUGCUAAGAUUAGCUAGCUAGCGCAAGACUGCUGCAUCUAUCUAGCUAACGUGAUAGUUUGCUAAGUAACUGCAAUCUAUGCUCGUUCAAAGUUGCUGACUAUAAAGCUAGCUAGCUGGCUAUAAUAUGCAUUUUGUUGUCCUGGUUAUCAUAAGUCUUAUUUUUGUUCACCAUUGCUAUAGCUAGCUAACUAACGUUAGAUCUCUAAUAAUUGUAACGAAUGUUGUUUGCUGGUAACUGUUAAAGGGGACUAGAAAGGAGAACUCACCAACAAGCUGUCUGCUCUGCUCCUCUAUGUCACUUCAUAAAAAAAUAACCUUUUAUUAGUUGAAUCAGGUGUGUUGUUGUAGUGCUGGUUUGGAACAAACGCCUGCACACUUUAUUUAUGUGGUCACCAGGUACUGACCUCUUUUGUAAUGUCAUUUAAGAAUCGGCUGAUGGCUCACAUUUUUUUCCCCGAAUCAUUUGGCCUAACCUAAUCACUUCUCUAUCAGGCUACAGUAAGGUGUGAGGACACACGAGGGUUUGUCCACAGUAUUGCUGUCCUGUAUUGAAUAGGUAUUUCAAUCAGGAUUAGGCUACCACUUGGAUAAGGUAAGGGGCUUGGUACAGCUGUGGCUACCUGUACAGUCCUGUAGGAUUUAUGUGGUUUGUCUCCUUUGUAAAUUGAACCUAGGCCAUGCUAUAGUGUAGGGUGGUCAAGACCACCCUUCUCCUUUACUCACUUGACUAUCAUUUAUUCUAGCCCUUGCCAACAUGUCCAAGCAUUGAAAGUUACUAUUCCCAGUGUGAGAGAGCGUCCCCAACCACUAACACCCCCAUGUGUAUCAUCUUCUUCAAGUUUGACCCUCGACCUGCAUCCAAAAAUGCCUACAGGGCUAGACCUGGAGGAGGGGAAGGAAGGCGGGUCAUGGCUGGGAAUCAACAAGCGGGGCAAGCUGGCCGCACUGACCAAUUACCUGGAGGGAAGGCCCAAUCCAGACGCACAAGGAAGAGGGUUCUUGGUGUCUAACUUCCUGACGGAUCAUAGCCAGGACAGCUAUUCCUACCUGAAGAGGGUGUCAUCUGAGAGACAUCUCUACAACGGCUUCAACCUCCUCACAGCUGAGUUCAAGGCCAAAGAAGACACUAUGUGUUACUAUGGAAACAGAGGCAACACCGAACCCAUCCAUCUAAAUCCAGCAGGAAUCUAUGGUUUGAGUAACUCCCUGUUGGAGACCCCAUGGAGGAAGCUGCUCCAUGGGAAGAGACUGUUCACCAGUGUAGUGAACCAACCCUUGCCCUGUGAGGUUCUGGUCCAGGACCUGCUCAACGUCCUCAACAACGAGGAGCUGAACACUCCUGACCCGGCUCAGGAGAGCCAGGGUGAAGGUUACAGCAGCCCCAUGCUGCGGGUCCUGUCCUCCGUGUGUGUUCGAUCCCCGCAUUAUGGCACAAGUCCCACCAAUUGGCUCUCCCAUUUGUCAUGCUGUGCCUGCCAUCAGAGGACCAAUACCAUUAUCCUCAUAGACUCAUCAGGGAACGUGACCUUCACAGAGCGCACCAUGCUCAACUGUGACAUCAGCCAAUGGAGCACAAGCUCUUUCCAGUUCAAACUCAAGGACUGAAGAUGACUUUGUGGGAAUUACACUGUGCCUUUCUGCAUCCUUCCUCCUAUCCAUCAUCCCACAGCAAGUUCUGACCGUAGUGGAAUGAACAUUUUCCUUUUUCCAUUUAAAAUGGUGGUGGGAGAGCUUGAAAUUAUGGUACUUGUUUGGAAAGAGUUUGAUUUGCAUUUGUCAAGUAAUUGCCUUUGGGAAAUAUAUUUUAGCUUGGCUUAGACAUAUGAAUGUGGGAAUUUAUCAAAUCAUAUAUUAUGGGUGUUAUUUAAUCUUAAAUUAUAUCAAAGAAAUUGCUAUUUUGAAUUGUGUUCUUAAAAAGGGGUUUUAUUGCCAAAGAACAAAUGUAAUUUAACAAACUAAAAGACAUUUUUUACAUUUCACAUUGCAUCUAUUUACUCAGCACUCGAUUGCUGAGAAAGACGAGAACUAAAAGGUUAAAGUAAUUCCUGCUUCGUGCCUCAGACUGCCAUCUUCUAGGUGAGUUGGUUUGCAUCUCAAGAGUGUAAAAUGGUAACACUCAUAGAAGCAGCAGCAGCCAUCACCUAUCUGUAUAAAAAGCUGUAAAAAUAAUGAAAGGUUUGAUUUCCUAAAUGUUAAUCUCAGGUGUUAUAACUUUCCUGUGACAUAAUUAUGAAGGCAUAUUACGACAGCCUGCCUUGUACUAUAAUAAUUAUCAUUGCACUGGAUUUUGACUUUGUGACCCAGGUUUGCUAGUUACAAGUAAAACACAGAGGAAAGGACUUAAAAUGUUUUUUCUAAAUGGUAAGCAAGUUUUUCUUGUUAUAUUUUCUGCCUUGUUCCACAUACUGCAUAGGAGAACAGAUUGCCUUGCUGUGAAAUAACUGAAAGGAUUCAUUUUGUCACUCACACCUUCAGUGUUUUGUGGUUCUUACCCACUUUUUCUCUAUGUAUAACAGUCCGUUACUCUCACAAAUUGUAAUGACCGUUUCAAGUUUUGUGUGUUGAUGUGUACCAUCGAGGAUCCCAGUGGUUUUUUGUAACUGACCUCAGGUAUCCAUAGAAGUAUAGAAACCCCUGUUUACCAUGUCACUGUUGUCUUGAUAUCUUUUGUGAAUAAAGUACUUUUUCAUCUGUA